AUGGGAAUUCAGCUGGUUCCUCUCUCUCUCUCUCUCUAUCUCUCUCUCUCUCUAAGCCCAUAAAUGCAUAGAUACAAGUUUUCCUUUAGAUCAGUUUGUUUAUUAUCGUUGCUAUGUUAGCAUUCUGUGACUUCGAAGUGGACUGUGAAUCUGAGAAGAAAGCUUCAAUUGUCUAUAAUGCUUUAGUCGUCGAUAAAGAGUUGCAGCCAGACAAGGUGAAAAGGGAGAUGACAGUUUCUGAUGGAAAACUUUCAGUACACUUCGAGGCAGUGGAAGCAAGAUUUCUGCGUGCAUCAUAUAGUGCUUUUCUGGAUGUGCUUACUCUUGCCAUAAAAACAAUCGAAGAUUUCGGACAAGGAUUGGAUUUCUGAUUGCCUUCGCUCAUCUUUUACAUCUCAUGUUUGCUUAGUUUACAUCUGAUCUCCAAUUUUGUUACAAUAUGAUUUGUAGUGGUUUGAUCCAUGGUGAAGAACCACAUCCUACAUCCAUCAUUCGAACAUUGAGAUCCAACAAUAUAACAUUUUCAAUACCAUAUUACUCAUUACAUAA
This is a messenger RNA of Cucurbita pepo subsp. pepo (vegetable marrow), 549 nucleotides long. RefSeq lists its product as uncharacterized. Gene Ontology annotation, cellular component: EKC/KEOPS complex. The record is from RefSeq and is a predicted model, not a curated record. NCBI's taxonomy places the organism in Eukaryota, Viridiplantae, Streptophyta, Magnoliopsida, Cucurbitales, Cucurbitaceae.